AUGGCCUUCCUCGCCCACAUCAAAGCCCUUUUCCCUCCCUCCGACGCUGGAUCUGUGCCCUCUACCUUGUGGGCGAUCAUUGCAGCCGUCGCGUUCAGCUCCGCCAACGUUCCGGAAGCCGUCCCAGCGGUCUUCAAGUCUGCCCUGGAAGACCUCGACGAACAUGAUCCGCAGGAGCAGAUCAUCUUCUCGCGCAAGAUGCGAGAAGCUGUUCUGAUGUCUGGGCUCUUGAGCGGGAUGCCGCGAGCCAUCAACAGCCUAGUUGCACUGCGCGAUGCCACGCCUGAGCAUCUACGCGAAUCGAAGCCGCUGCGAGACACGGCUCGGCCCCCAGCCGAAUGGGAUAAACGCGGCGACGAGGUCUUCCGCGCCGUGUACCGCGACUCGGCAGAUUCGGUUCAGAAGCUGCUGUACGACGCCUACCCCGACCUAGGCUGGUUCGCGACGACGGUCGGGUACGGGAUGACGUACGGCGGCACGGACGUGCUCUCCACGCGCGAGCUCGUCUACGUCCAGGUCGCCGCGCUCGUCGCGGUGGACGCGCCGCGGCAGGUCGGCUGGCACCUCGCGAACGCGCGGGCGGGCGGGGCGUCCGCGGCGGAGGUGCGCGCGGUACGGCGCAUCGCGAUGGACGUCGCUGCGCGCGCGGGCGUCGUGUGGAGGCGGGGCGUGCCGGACUUGGAGGACGCUGAUAGGGGAGGAGGAGACGGGUGA
Epithele typhae is the source of this 714-nucleotide messenger RNA. RefSeq lists its product as uncharacterized. Lineage: Eukaryota; Fungi; Basidiomycota; Agaricomycetes; Polyporales; Epitheliaceae. Gene Ontology annotation, molecular function: peroxiredoxin activity. The transcript has 4 exons. The coding region runs from base 1 to 714 and encodes 237 amino acids. The record is from RefSeq and is a predicted model, not a curated record.